AUGUCCCUCAUCCCAUGGCUCCGCUGGAGUGAGGCCUCACCCCGGCUGUCAUCCCGGAGCCCAGCUGAGAUGGUUCUGGAGACUCUCAUGAUGGAGCUGGCCGGGCAGAUGCGAGAGGCAGAGAGGCAGAAACGGGAGCGCAACAACGCCGUCAGGAAGAUCUGCACGGGCGUGGACUACAGCUGGCUGGCCAGCACACCCCGGCUCACCUACGACCUCAGCCCGGGGGAGAGGCUGCAGCUGGAGGACGUCUGCGCCAAGAUCCACCCAUCCUACUGCGGGCCCGCCAUCCUCAGGUUCAGGCAGCUGCUGGCGGAGCAGGAGCCGGAGGUGCAGGAGGUGUCCCGGCUCUUCCGCACGGUGCUGCAAGAGGUCCUGGAGAGGAUGAAGCAGGAGGAGGAGGCCCACAAGCUGACCCGCCAGUGGAGCCUGCGGCCCCGGGGCAGCCUGAGCACCUUCAAGGCCCGCGCGCGCAUCUCCCCCUUCGCCAGCGACAUCAGGACCAUCUCCGAGGACGUGGAGCGAGUCGCCCCGCCGCCACCCCGGACCUGGAGCAUGCCCGAGUUCCGGACACCCAAGGCCGACUGA
Perognathus longimembris pacificus (Pacific pocket mouse) is the source of this 588-nucleotide messenger RNA. It is a transcript of the gene Rd3, whose product is annotated as RD3 regulator of GUCY2D. Lineage: Eukaryota; Metazoa; Chordata; Mammalia; Rodentia; Heteromyidae. The record is from RefSeq and is a predicted model, not a curated record. The transcript is spliced from 2 exons. Bases 1 to 588 code for a protein of 195 amino acids.